This is a messenger RNA of Scylla paramamosain (green mud crab), 504 nucleotides long. RefSeq lists its product as uncharacterized. NCBI's taxonomy places the organism in Eukaryota, Metazoa, Arthropoda, Malacostraca, Decapoda, Portunidae. Bases 113 to 463 code for a protein of 116 amino acids. The record is from RefSeq and is a predicted model, not a curated record. The transcript is spliced from 2 exons.
CUAUUGUAACCAACUUUUCUUAUUUGCUGACUGUUACAGAUUUCAAGUAGUGAAUAUAGUCAAGUGUCACAUUGGGCAAGAGCACAAUGAAGAAGCAUGGACACUAUUGGCAAUGCUGUCAGGCUACAUCACUAUCAAGAAUGUUGCUUUUGCUGUUGACUACUUUGAGCAACACUGCCAGAACACAGCAGAGGUGGGAUCAUACACUCUGCUGCAAGUGCUGAAGGUACUAAGCAACAGUAUGAAACAUGUCCCUGCUGAUCGUGCUGAGGACCUGCACCAGCAACUUCUCUUACCUCUUUCGUCAUUUUCUGUUGGAGCUGAGCUCAUUUCCUCUAUGAUGGAUGCUGUCACACUCCUUACAUACACUCUCCAUGGUGAUGAUAUAGAAAGUGAGUUGGAAAAUUUUGCCUUCUGUUUCGAGUAUGAAUGUACUUAUUUUAAUGGUAGACUUAACCUUUGAUACAGUGAAUAUUGAUAUAAUGAAACUUUAAGUCUCUUGAA